UGGUGAGUCCUCAGCUCAUAGAAACGAGUAGCACUGGGAACGAGGACAGCAAAGAGCGUAACGUACGAGCCCCUCCCCCUAACAUGAUCAUCUUAUUAGUGCCGCACCAAAUUUCAGCUUCCUUAUUUUUCUUCUGCUCACAGGACAGUGUUGUGUCGUCUUUUAUUGUAAGAAAAGCCAUGCAACAAGAGGCAUAAGAGUUAUAACCUACUUUACCUUUUGCGUGGAGGAAGUAGACAAGUUUAUCUCUAUAGGGGAGGGGUGGUGUGACCUUUGAACCAAUUCCCAGGUCUUUAGCGAUCACUUCUGAGAGAAAAUGGCGGUCGUUUAUGAUCAACAUCUUUACUCUACAAUUACGUAAGAACUACUGAUCACUCGGUUCUUGUCAUGGUUGUUCUAUCUAAAAUACUGCAUCCCUUUCAUACGACGCUUUCGUGUCACGAGUUAGCGCAUACAUGGACUUCCUCGUGUCCCUCAGCGGCCGCUGGAGUGUUUCGUUCUUGUAUGGUGGAAUCCUUGAAGAUCUAUGGCCUUCUUUAUUUGGUUGGUGGCAUUUUGAGGAAAGCCGGUUUGAAAUACUUCAAGUACCAAUAUGUACUAGAUGUAAUCCGGUCAUCUUGUUUCCUGGCUAUUAACGGUGGAGGAUUUGUUGUCAAUGUCUGCCUUUUAAGGAAACUUCUAGGAUGUUUCACUUAUAUCUCAGUAGUGUUUUUCCCUGGUCUCAUAGCAUCUUUUACAGCCAUUAUAACUGAAAAGAAAGGCCGCAGGGGCACUCUAGCACUGUAUAUGACAAACUUGGCUGUCGAAACAAGUUAUAACAUGCUAAAGGAAAGAGGACUAAUACAACCAAUUCCUAAUGGAGAGAUUCUUUUAUUCUGUGUGGCAACAGCCACGAUGAUGUAUCUGUAUAGGAAGAAGGAUGGUCUUACAGAUGGACUUUUAAAUAAUCUAGUUAGGUUUUUCAUGGGCCCAGAUGGUUCAGGGCAUCGUCAAGAAAUUAGCUCUUCUCAAACAAGUGUUGCAAUUGAUAGAAGAGAAAGCCGGAUGCAAAUUAAAUGGUUACGGCCAACACUAAAGGCAUUUGGUAUUGGAUAUCUUACACAGCUAGCACCUCUCCUUUUAGGACAAAUCAAGUCAAUAUUUAAAAGACCAGGAAGACUUUUAAGAACUUUUUACAACAAGGAUUGCAUCAGAUGUGGGUUAUUCCUUGGAAGUUUAGUGGCAACUUUUAAGAUUGUUGAGUGGGAGUUGGAACUACUAAGAAAGAAGAGAGAUGAAUUUAAUGCCCUUGUUGCAGGUGGUUUAGCUGGUCUGUCCAUGAUGUGGUAUAGGAGCUCAAGUAUAGCAUUGUAUCUCGCCUCAAAACUUUCCGAGGUAAGAGUGAAGGAGUUUUUGCCUUUUUUUUUCCCCCUAAACUGUAAGCUAGUUCUCAAAGAGGAAUUAAUGCACCUUAGUGAUUGUAAAUUGUUCUAUCUUAUUCUUUUCAGGUUUUUCAUGGGCCCAGAUGGUUCAGGGCAUCGUCAAGAAAUUAGCUCUUCUCAAACAAGUGUUGCAAUUGAUAGAAGAGAAAGCCGGAUGCAAAUUAAAUGGUUACGGCCAACACUAAAGGCAUUUGGUAUUGGAUAUCUUACACAGCUAGCACCUCUCCUUUUAGGACAAAUCAAGUCAAUAUUUAAAAGACCAGGAAGACUUUUAAGAACUUUUUACAACAAGGAUUGCAUCAGAUGUGGGUUAUUCCUUGGAAGUUUAGUGGCAACUUUUAAGAUUGUUGAGUGGGAGUUGGAACUACUAAGAAAGAAGAGAGAUGAAUUUAAUGCCCUUGUUGCAGGUGGUUUAGCUGGUCUGUCCAUGAUGUGGUAUAGGAGCUCAAGUAUAGCAUUGUAUCUCGCCUCAAAACUUUCCGAGGUUUUGUAUAAGCGCGGAAUUGCAGCAGGAAUUCUACCAUCUAUACCUUACGCUGAGAUUUUAACCUACUCAUUCUCAACUGCCUUCCUCUUUCAUGCGUGCGUCUGGGAAGUUCACAGUGUCCGGCCGUCCUACUGGCGUUACUUGAAUGUCGUCACGGCCAAAAGGUUUUGUGAGUUAAACAGAGAGAAGGCAGAUGAGUUAUUUGGUACAGACAGCGCCAGGUUAUUUCCAAAGAAAGACUUGUACAAGUCGCUAAGGAGAAGGUAGCGGUAUUGAAAGCAGUAGAAUUUAGAAUAAAGUGGAACUGAAAGGUUUUCAUCUGAGUGUCGAAGGUAAACCUUAAUUGUUUUGGUUUUGCUUUACUGCGCUUUGUGAUUGGUUAAAAGAAUUCGUGCCACCUGUUCAACCAAUCAGAUGGAAAAUUUAAAUCAAUCACAACUUGGUCGCCCGCGUUUUCCAGCGCUUUGCGCCGGUCACGUGUAUCUGCAUCGACCUCUCAUUGGUCAUCGUGUGGUUAUCGUCUGUUGUGGCUGACCAAUGUAACUCGCACUCAGCUGAAAACUACUCCUCCUAUAAUAUAUAGAAUACAUGGCUACAAAUCUAUUUUAGUAUUUAAAAAGAACGCUGGUAAAAAUAACAUGUAAGGGUAACCGGAGAUUUGUUUCGUAUUUUUUUUGCCCCCUGUACGGUCUGAAAUGAUAAGUCAAUUAUAAAAAAAACCCGGCUGCUUUGCCAGGUUUUUGUUGGAACUCGCGUUCGUAGAGUUUCGACGUUUAUCAAGUUUCAAAUUUUUUGUAGAACGUGGGAAGGCAAUGAAGUUAUAUUCUAUUUUAGCAAGUAGAGAAUCACAUUUACUCAAAAUUUGAGCUAUUCAGAAUAGAAUGUUAAAAAUAUUUUAUACAGCAGUAUGAACUUUAGUUGUAGUAGUAUUGGCAACACACGCGUGCCAAGAACCAUGAAAAAAAUCAAUUAAUUAGCCAUUUUAUUUAUUUAUAACUUGACAAAAUGGCAAUUAUACUAUAACAAUUGAAUUGUUAUUAAACCCAGUAUUAAUAGACUAAUCUUUUAGAAGAAUACUAACUGAAUUAGCGCAAUCUCUUAGUAAGUGGACAUGAGUAAUGAAGGCGACCAUGGAAAUGCAUUACAAUAAUUGUACAGCUGUUUUCGAGAAAGUUUGUCCAACAGAAGAGUAAAAGCGUACGCGGCAAUGUCGAAAGGUAUUAUGGGUAAUAAUUGUUCGCGGUUGCGUAAAAAAGGAGAAAGGUAUUAUGGGUAAUGGUAGUUAAACCUUGACUUGAUUGAAGCUCAAGGUGUUUCAGCGUGAAAGGAGGAAACAUUACAAACACGUGUAUUCGUGCUUUCUGCUUCCUCCUUGCCGAAACACCGUGAACCUCAAGCAACGAUAAACUAUAACUAACUAUAAUACCAGUAUUGUCGCAUACGUUUUAAUGGUUUUGUGGGAAAUCCUUUGUCUAAACAGCUGAAAACAAACUUGAAAAUGUAGUUUUUACCUUGGCUAGCAUUCCCAGUGUAACAUUUGGCGAAAGAGUUUUCAUCUCUUCUUUUUUAUCCGCCCGUGAUGAAAUUUAUUACAGAUUUAUCAAAUCGUCGGUUACAGUUCUAUUUUAAGUCUCAAUCUUCCCCAAUCUUAGCCAUUUUUGUACCUUUGGUUUAUUAGUAGAUCUUAAGUGAUACAUUUUUUUUCCUUAGUGAAAUCAUUCCCAGUUUUGUUUCUAUAUGAAGGUAAUUUUGUACGUGGGAAAAACAGCUUUGUAUAUUAAUUAAAUGAAUGCGCGCGCUCUGAUUUGUCAGUC
This is a messenger RNA of Orbicella faveolata, 3722 nucleotides long. RefSeq names its product transmembrane protein 135-like. The record is from RefSeq and is a predicted model, not a curated record. Lineage: Eukaryota; Metazoa; Cnidaria; Anthozoa; Scleractinia; Merulinidae.